GCAAUGGGUGCAGACGCCUCCAAGAACUUAGACUCCGAGGUCGUGCAGGAGCAGGAGCAGGAGGAGCAGCGGGUUUCUGUGGCGUCACGUGACGAUGAGUUCCACAUCCCGUGGCGGGUGGAGACACUCGAGACGCACGGAAGGGACUACCCCACGCAGGGCAGCUGCUUCUACCCGCUCCGCCGUCUCCGCGUCCGACCGCAGCGGCCGCUGCUUUUUGUGGAUUCCGCGAUUCAAGUGAGCGACAACAACUACCGCGAGGCUUGGCACGGAGCCGGCGAGCGUCGUUUGAAGAAUGUGUUUCUGUCGCUAGAAUGGCUUCCUCUACACUCCAGUGAGGAUGAAAUGCACGUCCUUCACUUCGGCCUGGUCACCCUCGCGGAGGGGGAGUCGCUGCGGUGGAUGAUGCAUCAUCCGACGCACCUCUCAGGGCGGGUUUGUAUGGCGUUGCGCGUGGUGAGCAGCGGACGCUACAUGGACGUCGCGGACUCCUUUGCACUCGCCGUUCCUCGCCUUCGGGAGGAGCGCACCUCCGCCGACCUGCUCCCAGCGGGGGCGGCGUGGACACCGUCGCCUGCGCCAUCCGUGGAACGGAACGGGGCACUGUUGCUCUACCGGUUUUUAAGCAAUGACAUGUUCUUUUCGCCCGGGGAGUUGGCCGUGCUGGAGGAGGUGGUGCGGAACGUCGCUCAUAUGGACCGGCUGCAGUUCUUCACAGACUGCCUACGUGCCCGGCGCCGCCACAGGAACCACUGGGAGGAUGCACCGGUGGCCGCCCUGUUUCUUCCCGCGGAGCACCAAGAGGCCAUGCGGCCGUUGGCAAUACUUACGGCGCUGCGCGUCGGAUUUGAGGCGUUGCCUGAACGCGCCGCACAGGUACCACCAGCGGCGAAGUUGGUUGCGCAGCUUCGCUCCCUCCACGAGCGGGUCGCGAAGGCCUCAAAGGAGCAACUGGGUGGAACGCAGUCGACGGGCGCCUCCACUGCUUCGUUGCCUAUCGACAUGAUGGCGCGGAUCCUGCAUGACAUUUUUCCAUCUGUGGUAAAACCGUUUACGCCACACGAUGUGGAGCACGCGCUUCGGUAUCUGUGCCAUCACGGUGCGGCUGGAGCAGGCACUCGCACGCCGGCGGAUGUGGGCCACCCACACCACGCCCCCCUGCACCGUGUGGCGGAGGCGUUUCCCGUGCUGCAGGAGGAGUUUCUUCACACUUGCCUCGCCGCGUCGCGGGUCCACGGGGGUUUUCAGGAAGAGCGAUGA
Messenger RNA from Trypanosoma rangeli, 1260 nucleotides. RefSeq names its product NXN protein. The record is from RefSeq and is a predicted model, not a curated record. The transcript has a single exon. The annotation marks the transcript as partial. NCBI's taxonomy places the organism in Eukaryota, Euglenozoa, Kinetoplastea, Trypanosomatida, Trypanosomatidae.